Molecule: messenger RNA, 1756 nt
Organism: Maniola jurtina (meadow brown)
Lineage: Eukaryota; Metazoa; Arthropoda; Insecta; Lepidoptera; Nymphalidae
Exons: 11
Coding region: 128-1756 (542 amino acids)
Biological process (GO): proteolysis
Molecular function (GO): serine-type endopeptidase activity
Source: RefSeq, a predicted model, not a curated record
UCUGCGUCGGUUUAGUCUUAGAAAACGUUUUUUUUUUUUAUUGCCGCAUAUGUUUUUUUAUAUGUUAUUUUUUUUAAAAUAAAUCAUAGUAUAAUAUAGGUAUAACAUAUUGCACAUAUUGUUAUCAAUGAGAUUUGGUUACGUUUUUAUACUCAAUUUCUUACAUUGUACCUACGGCGAGAGACGAUUGAUUGGUGGAGAAGACGUUAAAACAGAAAAACGUUAUAUGGCAUACCUACUAAAAGCCAAAUCUUCCAUCCGUAACUAUGACGCGUGGAUUUGCGGAGGCGCCAUAGUCAGUCGCUGGUUGAUGUUGACCUCCGCGGCAUGCGUGGAAGAUGUGCAGAAUAUGUACGCAAUUGCAGGCACUGAGAUGUAUGUCAAAGAGGGUGAAUUGGACGACAAUGUAUGCACGCGCCAUAUGAAGAGGAAAGUUAUCUACACUUGGGUUCCUAUUGCCUACGACUUACAAUACGAUCAAGUAUCAAAGUGGUCCCAUAACGACGUUGCCAUAGUGACGGUCGAGAGACCCUUUGUAUCGAGCGCCAAAUCCUGGAGAGAUUGCUCCUACCGCCCUGAUAUCAUACCCGUCAACUUCGACCCCAAGUAUGAGGAACCAGGAACAGGCGCUAUUGUACUUGGAUGGGGUCAUACUAGCAAAUGGAGAUUUGUAAAUCCCUUCGUAUCGAGCUCCAGAUCCUGGAGAGAUUGCUCCUACCGCCCUGACGUCAUACCCGUCAACUUCGACCCCAAGUAUGAGGAACCAGGAACAGACGCUAUUGUACUUGGAUGGGGUCAUACUAGCAAAUGGAGAUUUGUAACUGUAGUGAAAGUUGAGAAACCCUUCGUAUCGAGCUCCAGGUCCUGGAGAGAUUGCUCCUACCGUCCUGACGUCAUACCCGUUAACUUCGACCCCAAGUAUGAGGAGCCAGGAACAGACGCUAUCGUACUUGGAUGGGGUCAUACUAGCAAAUGGAGAUUUUCAUACGUAGCUGUAGUGAAAGUUGAGAGACCCUUCGUAUCGAGCUCCAGGUCCUGGAGAGAUUGCUCCUACCGCCCUGACGUCAUACCCGUCAACUUCGACCCCAAGUAUGAGGAGCCAGGAACAGACGCUAUUGUACUUGGAUGGGGACAUACUAGCAAAUGGAGAUUUACGAACAGCACCGACGAUUUGAACCAAAGGCAACUUCAGUACGCCUCCGUAUCAGUUCUAGACAACGAAGAAUGUAAGAAGUCCUUCACAACACCUGAAAUGGAGAAACAAAUAGACGAUUACAUGAUUUGCACGUUCCACGAUGGCAAUUUGGAUGAGACGGGAAAGAUGAUUGGAUCCCGAAAAAAUGCUAACGUCGCCAUUACGGUUGACGGUGAAGAGAUUACCGAUAUGAAAAAAGUAGAAAAGUAUUUGAAUAGUACUCAGAAACGUUUUAAUUUAAGGGAUGGAAAUAUGGAAAACCCAAGAAGAAGAAAAGGAUUCUGUCAGAACGACCAUGGCGGUCCAUUAGUCACUUGGAUAAAUGAUAAAGAACACGUGAUCGGCAUAGCAUCCGUGUUCCGCGUUGACAACCAAUCCAACUGCAUGGGGCCAUUCCUGUAUACCAGCACUACGAAAAAUAGGGAGUUUAUUGAGUGCAUUCUUAGUCAAACCGAUGGUAAAGUAAGAAGAAGAUUGGUAUGCGAUACACCGAAGAAUGGCAAGGAAUUCGUUAUAAUACGCCGCUGCAUAAAAUGGACUGAUACCAACACUAAUAGGUGA